AUGACGAGCUUUGCCUCGUGGAAUACCCGGGGUCUCUGCAAUCUCUCCCACCAGAGAGCUUUAAGAGAUCUCAUCCGUGAUUCUAAUCUUCAUAUUUGUGCUGCUCUUGAGUCGCGUGCUUCUGUGUCUUCUCUUCCUUCUAUUUGUGAGCGUGUCUUCGGGUCUUGGACCUGGGCUUCUAAUGGCUCCCUUUGCCUUAGAGGAACUCGUAUCAUUGUGGCAUGGAACCCCAUCCAUGUUGACAUGAUGCUUUUAAAUGCCACCGAUCAGGUGAUGCAUUUUCAGGUUAAGAUYCGUGAUUCCUCUAAGAUUCUUUUUCUUUCUGUUGUUUAUGCGGAUAAUUACCAUAUCGCUCGUCGCCAGUUAUGGGCUUCUCUCAUGGGCCAUAAGAAUGUCGUUAAGGACGCCCCUUGGUUUAUCAUGGGAGAUUUCAAUGUUGCCCUUGACCUUAAAGACAGCUCUUCUGGCAUCUCGGGCCCUAAUCGUGGUAUGGAUGAUUUUCGUCAAUGUGUCCGACACCUUGAGGUGGAGGAUGUCAAUUACAAGGGUCUCUUCUUUACCUGGUCUAAAAACCCCAAUGGUACGGGAGGUCUUCUUAAAAAGAUUGACCGUGUCUUAGGGAAUUCCCAUUCCCUUGCUCAUUUCCCUUCGGCUUCUGUCAUCUUUCUUCCCUACCGGUCUUCGGACCAUUGCCCUGCGGUCCUUACCCUUCCCUCCCGAUCCCCUUGGAAGCCUAAGCCUUUCAAGUUCCCUAAUUUUCUUACUCAUAAAGAGGCUUCAAGUCUGUCAUUGCCUCGAGCUGGAGCCCUGACCUGUCUGGUUAUGAGAUGUAUAAGGCUUGAGCUCGACAGGGUCCAGAUUGCCCUUGAUAGGGACCCUGAUAACGUGGACCUUCGUGAGGAGCACUGUGGGUAUUUAUCUGCCUAUAAUAGUGCCUGCCUUGAUGAGGAAAGGUUCCUAAAGCAAAAAGCCAAAAUCCAAUGGCUCCGUGAGGGAGAUAAAAACUCUUCUUUCUUCCAUAAGUCUGCCAAGAGCCGUAUCAGCCGGAAUAAUAUUGAUACCAUCCAAAAUGCUGACGGCUGCCUCGAUGCUCGUGCCCAUUUCCGACUCUGA
Molecule: messenger RNA, 1113 nt
Organism: Cynara cardunculus var. scolymus (artichoke)
Lineage: Eukaryota; Viridiplantae; Streptophyta; Magnoliopsida; Asterales; Asteraceae
Exons: 3
Coding region: 1-1113 (370 amino acids)
Molecular function (GO): catalytic activity
Source: RefSeq, a predicted model, not a curated record